This is a messenger RNA of Durio zibethinus, 2527 nucleotides long. Its product is annotated as zinc finger BED domain-containing protein RICESLEEPER 2-like. Gene Ontology annotation, molecular function: DNA binding; protein dimerization activity. NCBI's taxonomy places the organism in Eukaryota, Viridiplantae, Streptophyta, Magnoliopsida, Malvales, Malvaceae. The record is from RefSeq and is a predicted model, not a curated record.
AAAACAAUUCAAAAACUUUUCAAAAUGGCAUUAUUAUCCUAAAAACCAUCUUGCACGAUGGGAUAAAUAAAAGAGAAUGUUGGCCGUUGGAUCGAAAGUGUGAUAAACACCUUGUUUAAUAAAACCAGGCCUUCACGGCGGUGUAACUCUAUUUGUCUUCUCAGACUCCGAUCCCUCUUUACCUCCAUUUUAACUUAACCCUACCGGGAAACAAAAGCAAAAAGAAAUCAGUUCCGCCAUACAGAUAUUUGCAAAAUAACAGGUUCAUGUGAUGGAUUUGUCUGAUGCAGUCAUAGUAAAUUCGAGCAGAUUGAAAUCUAUUGUGUGGAAUGACUUUGAUAGGGUUAAAAAGGGUGAUACAUUUGUGGCUAUUUGUAGGCAUUGUAAAAAGAAGCUUAGUGGAUCAAGUACUAGUGGAACUUCACAUCUGAGGAACCAUUUAAUUAGGUGUCAGAGAAGAUCUAAUCAUGGCAUAUCUCAAUACUUUUCUGCUAGAGAAAAGAAAAUGGAGGGAUCUCUUGCCCUUGUAACUAUCGAUCAGGAGCAGAAGAAGGAUGAAGUGCUUAGUCUAGUGAAUCCUAGAUAUGAGCAGGAACAGAUUAAAAACGAGCCUGUUAGCAUUGGUAGUAAUAGCUUGGAUCAAAGGCGGAGCCAAUUUGAUCUUGCUCGUAUGAUCAUAUUGCAUAACUAUCCACUGGCUAUGGUGGAGCAUGUUGGAUUCAAGAUAUUUGUCAGGAAUCUACAGCCAUUGUUUGAGCUUGUCACAUAUAAUAAAGUUGAAGCUGAUUGUGUGGAAAUCUAUGCAAAGCAGAAGCAAAAGGUGUAUGAAAUUUUGGAUAAGAUGCCUGGAAAAAUCAGUGUAACUGCUGAUGUGUGGACUGCUUCAGAUGAUGCUGCAUGCUUGAGUUUGACAGCAUACUUCAUUGAUGAGGAUUGGCAAUUAAAAAAGAGGAUUUUAAAUUUUUUUACCAUCGAUCCUUCUCAUACAGAAGACAUGCAUUCUGAAGUUAUAAUGACUUGUCUGAUGGAUUGGGAUAUAGAUCGUAAGUUGUUUUGUAUGAUAUUUGAUAGUUUUACCAGUGAAAACAUUGUUGAUAGAAUCAGAGAUCGGCUGUCGCAAAAUAGGUUCCUUUAUUGUAAUGGUCAAUUAUUUGAUGUUCGCUGUGCCGUAGAUCUUCUCAACCGCAUGGCUCAGGAUGCCUUGGAAGCUCUCUGUGAAGUUACCCAGAAAAUUCGGGAAUGCAUUCGUUAUGUUAAAAGUUCAGAAGCAACAAACUCCAUGUUCACUGAGCUGGGUAAUGAAGUUCAGGUUGAAAGUAAAAAAUGCUUAUGUAUUGAUAAUCCAUUGAAAUGGAACUCAACAUAUUUUAUGCUUGAAGUUGCCUUAGAAUACAGGAAAGUUUUCUCCUGUCUGCAGGAUCGUGACCUUGUCAACAUGAAGUUCUGCCUAUCUGAUUUGGAAUGGAAUAGAAUGAGUGUCAUUACUAGCUUCUUGAAGCUAUUUGUUGAAGUUACUAAUGUUUUUACAAGAAGUGAGUAUCCAGCUGCAAAUAUAUUUUUUCCUGAGAUAUGUGAUAUUCACUUGCAGUUGAUUGACUGGUGCAAGAAUCCUGAUGAUUAUAUCAGUUCUCUGGCUGUAAAGAUGAGAAAGAAGUUUGAAGACUACUGGGAUAAGUGCAGUUUGGGUUUAGCAAUUGCAGCUAUGUUGGAUCCUCGAUUCAAAAUGAAGCUCUUGGAGUAUUACUACCCGCAAUUAUAUGGCGAUAGUGCUUUGGAGCUUAUUGAUGAUGUUUUCGAGUGUAUUAAAUCGCUUUACAAUGAACAUUCUAUCGUCUCUCCAUUAGCAUCGUCCCUUGAUCAGGGACUGGAUUGGCAAAUGAGCGGUAUUUCUGGUUCCGGAAAAGAUUCUAGGGAUAGGCUGAUGGGGUUUGACAAGUUCCUUCAUGAAACUUCUCAGAGUGAAAGCUCAAAUUCAGAUUUAGACAGGUACCUGGAGGAACCUCUAUUUCCUCGUAAUGUUGAUUUCAACAUAUUAAAUUGGUGGAAGGUUCACACUCCACGGUAUCCUAUCUUAUCGAUGAUGGCACGCAAUAUUCUAGGAAUACCCGUAUCAAAAGUUUCUGCAGAAUCAGCAUUUGACACCGGAGGAAGAGUGCUUGAUCAUAAUUGGAGGUCAUUGCCUCCGACUACCAUUCAAGCCUUGAUAUGUUCACAAGAUUGGAUACGGAGUGAACUUGAGAGUUAGUUUUCCCUGCCCCCAUUGCACCCACCACCAUUUUUUUUUGUUUAAAAAAUUUUUGUUUGGAUGGAAGAGAGGAUGGAGGUGGGUGCAUAGGAGGUUAGGAUCAUUUUCUCUACCUGCUAUUUGUCGAUAACUUUCUUUCUUUCUUUCUUUCUGUGUCAUUUUAAGAAUUUUAUGGGUUUACACAAUCACACCAUAGUUAUUAAAGUUGGAUCGGAUAAUGAAUUUUUUAAUGUGUCGGCUCACUUGUUCAAUCAUUGAGCAAUUGGGUCAAGUGUUAAACUG